ACGUUGCGCGAUUCCUAUGAGACCUCGUGCGUUUAUCGAUGAAAUAAAAGCAGGAUUUUCCUCCAGUUCCUUUCAGGACGUUAUGACUUUGCUCCAUUUCGAGACAGUUGAGGAAACUGCCAGAGGGAGAGACUCGACUCACCGUCAGGCUGUGUGUUGUUCUCGGGAGCUUGGGGCCUGUGUGUGCCCCGCCCUCCGCAACAUCUUGCUGACAUUUAGAGAGACUUCUGCAGAGCCAUGAGCCCGAAGGCCUGAGCUGCUUCAGAGGAGAGAGGUCCUGUCUCCUGAGCCCCAAAAUGGCGGCUAAGAUGGAGAUAACUUUGAGCUCGCAGUCCCACAUUCAGGCUUCCUCCAAGCCAGAGAGACACAUAAUAACAAAGCUGGAAGACAAACGGGGACCCGCUCUACAAAAAGACCGCCCCGAUCCUGAGCUCUCCCGUCAGAGCUUUCGACGGUUUUGUUAUCAAGAGGUGUCUGGACCCCAAGAGGCACUCUCCCGGCUCCAGCAGCUCUGCCGUCAGUGGCUGCAGCCCGAGCUGCACACCAAGGAACAGAUUUUGGAGCUGCUAGUGCUGGAGCAGUUCCUGAACAUCCUGCCUCCGGAGAUCCAGGCUCGGGUCAGGCAUCGAUGUCCAAUGAGCAGCAAGGAGAUUGUGACCCUGGUGGAAGAUUUUCAAAGAGCAGCCAAGAGACCAAAGCAGUGGGUGGCCGUUUGUAUGCAGGGGCAGAAGGUGCUCUUGGAGAAGACUGGAUCUCAGCUUGGAGAACAGGAACUGCCAGACUUUCAACUGCAAACUCCUAGGAGGUAUCCCAGGGAGAACUCUCUGGAGGAGCCAUCCCAGGCUGGAUCUCAAGAUCAGCUGAGCUCUCAUCAUUGGGAAAAAUCCCCGCUCCUUCAGGAACCAAGCCCCAAAUUGGCUGGCACAGAGGCCCCCAGAAUGAAAAGUGACAACAAGGAAAAUCCACAGCCAGAGGGGGCUAAAGGAGGAAAGCCAUGUGCAAUGUCCCCUGGCAGAUCCAAAGGGAAUGGUCUGCAGAGUCCUGAGCCGAGAGGGGCGAAUAUGAAUGAACCCCGGUUGUCACGGAGGCAGGUCAGCCCCCCGAAUGCUCAGAAGCCAUUCGCUCACUACCAGAGACAUUGCAGGGAACUGGAAUACAUCAGCAGCCCCCUGAAAAGCCACCCACUGAGAGAGCUGAAGAAAAGCAAAGGAAGCAAAAGGAGCCUGAGCAGUCGUUUGCAGCAUCUUGGUCACCAGCCGACCCGCUCAGCAAAGAAGCCUUACAAAUGUGAUGACUGUGGGAAAAGCUUCACGUGGAAUUCGGAGCUGAAAAGACACAAGCGUGUACACACAGGGGAGAGGCCCUACACAUGCGGAGAAUGUGGGAACUGCUUUGGGCGCCAGUCAACCCUGAAACUGCACCAGAGGAUCCACACCGGGGAGAAGCCGUACCAGUGCAGCCAGUGUGGGAAAAGCUUUCGCCAGAGCUCAAACCUCCACCAGCACCACAGACUCCACCAUGGGGACUGAAAGCAGGCUUUGUUCUCUCUGUUCAGAAGGAAGGCAUCUGUGUUUCUCCUUCCCCUUACUUGCAUGUAAAUCACAGACUGUCUGUGUGACUUACAAGGAAAGGAAGAAGUCCCUGAGGAAUGCUGGUGCACGUUUGGCUGCUGAGGAGUCCCAGAAGACACCAAGGGGGAUGUGACCCUGUCGGUGACAGAGUGAAGAGAUGGCAGGUCUGGGUGUUGGGUCAGAGAGAACCGGGGUCUCUGCUGGAGAGCAGGGAGUAACUGCUAAGACAAUCUGGCCAAUCCUGCAGGUUCCCCUGCCCCUUUAUUUAUUCUCUAAACAUGUCCAAGCGUAAAUUACAUAUAUACUUAAUGUACUUGCUAUCAUACCAGACAAUCUUUAUCUCACACACACACACACACACACACACACAGGUUGAGGGAUCUAUUUAUAUGAAAGCACCUUUAAUUUAGGAAGAAAUCUCCACAGCUGCUGCAGCCCCCACCCAGGCAACAGGGGAAAGCUACAACAGGAAAGAAGCACGUAGUGUGUGUAGACAGCUAAGGACAUGCCAAAGGGACCCUUACUACUCUCCUUCCUCACUUAGGCCGGCAGCCUUAAGAAUAACAAAAUGAUUGGGGUGAUGAGUGUUAUAAAAGUAGAUUAUUUCAGUACAUUUACUUAAACUCAUUGAAAUAGGUUAAUUUUAUGAUAUAUAAAUUAUAUCAAUGAAUUUUCUUAAAAAACACAAAAUAUAUUUGUAUAAAAUGUGAAAGUCCUGGAACGAGGCUGGAGAGUUGAUUGAAUUCCAUCCUUUCAUUCUCUCAAAGUAAAAAUCCAAACCCAGUCAGUAGAGUGUUCAGUCACCCAGAGCAAGCCCGCGGACCUGAGUUCAGAGAGGACCUCCAGGAGAUGGGUGCACAGCCUCCAGCAGGAAACGGGUAGGUGGCAUUCUUGCUAAGGCAUCAGUAUCCUCCAGUCACUGCCAGUCACCUCCAGGCUGUGUCCUGUGCUGCAUCCUCACCUCCCAGAGCUCUGCACUCGCUGCUCCCUUUGAUUUUACAACCUGCCACCCCCCACUGCUUCCUCCCUGUCCCAUCUCACAGGAGCAUCCUACUCAGCAAAACCCUCUCUGACCGGUUCCAGGCCGACUUUAUCGUGUCACUCUGUGCUGUACUCCACACACCAGUGGUGCUCAAUCUGGGAGCAGAUUUGCUCCCCCGCCCCCCGCCCCAGCGAGACAUUUGGCCAUGUCUGGAAAUGCUGUUGCUCGUUAUGACUUGGGGGGAGGGA
Messenger RNA from Neomonachus schauinslandi (Hawaiian monk seal), 2801 nucleotides. RefSeq names its product zinc finger protein 174 (gene ZNF174). The transcript is spliced from 3 exons. Bases 297 to 1529 code for a protein of 410 amino acids. The record is from RefSeq and is a predicted model, not a curated record. Lineage: Eukaryota; Metazoa; Chordata; Mammalia; Carnivora; Phocidae.